GACAAAAUGAAGUUAACCAUUAUUUUAACGGUGGCAAUUCUAGGAGUCCUUCAAGAAAGAGGUGUUCACACGUUUCCGACUAACAUUGAGGAUUUUGAAGAUCCUUUAGUAUGGCCAAUUCCACAAAGAAAUGGAAGUAUUCUUUGGAUGACCGAAGAAGAAGCUGAAUUUGAAGCCUCUUUAACUGAAGAGCACGAAACUACAUUUGGAGAAAAAUCAGAUAAAGUUCGUUUUUUUCUUUUUACCCAACAAAAUCCAACAGAAUCCAUUGAACUUUUUCCAAAUGAUUUGGAAUCAUUGAUGAAUUCAACUUUUGAUGCCAAGAACCCAACAAGAUUUAUGAUCCAUGGAUGGUUGACCGAUCACAGAAAUGUUUUUGAUAUAAAAGAUGCCCUUUUACUGAACGGGGAUAAGAGAGAGUUUAAUUUCAUAUCAGUCGAUUGGAGUGUUUACAGUGAAACAAUAAAUUACAUCUCCGCUAAGAAACAUUGUUCCAAAGCUGGUGAAAAAGUUGCCGAACUUAUUGAUUGGUUACAUGAAGCUGCAAAUCUUUCUUAUGAAACUUUAGCUGUUUAUGGACAUAGUUUGGGAGCUCAUGUAGCUGGUUUCACCGGGAAACAUGUCAAACAUGGACGAGUUCAUACUAUUGUUGGAAUGGAUCCAGCAAUGCCAUUAUUUCGAAUUAAACGUCCUGAAAAACGUUUAGCAGCUACUGAUGGCGAAUAUGUUGAAACUAUACAAACUAAUGGUGGAUUAUUGGGUUUUUAUAAUCCAAUUGGUCAGGCAGCAUUUUAUCCGAAUGGUGGAAAAUUACAGCCAGGAUGUGGCACGGAUCGACAGGGUUCAUGUUCGCAUGGUAGAUCAAUUGCAUAUUUUGCUGAAGCUUUAAGUUUGGGGCAUAAGAAUGGAUUUAGUGCAAUUGGAUGUGCUGAUUUUGACAGUCUUAAAAGUAAAAAUUGUAAUCAAUUUUCAGGAUUAUUACGAUUGGGUGAUCCGAAAAAUGCUGAACAUGCAAAUGGUAUUUAUUAUUUGGAAACUAAUUCGGAGGCUCCAUAUGGUAUUCAUAUUUUGAAAUGAAAGUUUUUGUGUUUAGAUGUAGUUAA
Episyrphus balteatus (marmalade hoverfly) is the source of this 1103-nucleotide messenger RNA. Its product is annotated as phospholipase A1-like. The record is from RefSeq and is a predicted model, not a curated record. Lineage: Eukaryota; Metazoa; Arthropoda; Insecta; Diptera; Syrphidae. The coding region runs from base 7 to 1077 and encodes 356 amino acids. Gene Ontology annotation, biological process: lipid metabolic process. The transcript has 2 exons. Gene Ontology annotation, molecular function: lipase activity.